GUCUUAUUUUAUUAAUAUAUUAUUAUUUUUAUGAACAAUGAUAAUAUGGAGUGAAAUGAAAUGAAAUGAAAAUGAUUAAUUAGAGACAUUAAUCAAUUCGAAUGAAAUUAAAUCAAAUGAGAUGAUAUGAUACAGGAUGAAAUAUAAUCUCAAUAAAAUGGUCAUCAUUUACUGAGAUUUUUUCAGUGGACUUUUUGGUAGGAUCACGAGAAGUUACGUCUAGCGGCUUUGUUUCAUUUUCCCACAUUUGUGCACUUUCACAGAUAUUAAAAAGUUAAUAAACCACCGUUAUUACACAUUUAAACCUGAAGAAACACUAAAUAGACAAAAUAAAACAAAUCACACAAUUUCACUUCUCGCGUUCCCGCUAAAAUACGACCACUAAUAUAAUCUGUGAUACAGCAUAGAUAAUACAGGAUGUAUGUAAUUUGCCUAAUAUCAAAUAAUCACAAACUAAUAUAUUAUAGUAAUGAUGUGCAAAAUGUAUCACUGAGCUGAAAAGAUAGAUACAUAAUAUCACUUCGCUCUAAAGUUAUAUAUCAUUCAUUUAGAUCACUAGCUCAGUGAUCCAAUUCAAUUGAUUGCUCUCUCAAUUAUUUCAUUUCUUCGUCUAGAUCACUUAGCUCAGUAUACAUAUAUCACUCACUUUGUAUUGGAAUAUUUACAAUGGUCAGUUCAGUUUGUAAAUGUCAGGGCCUAUAUUAUUAUAUUAUAUGCACUUACUAAUACACAAUAUAGUAUGUUUACACUGUUUUAUGAAUAUUUACAUCAUGCUGCUUACCAUAGAACUAAGCACGUUAAGAAACUUAAAAAUAUAUAUUGUUUUUGAUAUAGCAUCGCAUUAUUCGUAAUAUUAACUUUGAAAAUUAAUAGUUACCUUUUUAUGUAGGAAUAAAGCAAUAUAAAUUUAGUUUAAAAAAAACAUGAGUUAUGUUAAGCUUUGCUUCUAUAGAAAUAAUGUACAUUUUUCCUUGACAACCGAAUACGUCGAAACGAAAUUAGCGUGAAGCACAUUGGACCUUCCGUGCUCACUUUCAGAACCUGGUCCCUCGUUUGUUGGGGGUGGCCGGCGCGUUAAGCCGGCUUCUGCCCAACGUCGGGGGGCCUGACCAGGUGACGCGCCGUCUCUAUACGGGGGUGGUGCGAUCAAUGGCCCUAUACGGGGCGCCCGUGUGGGGCCAGUCCCUGGCCGUGGGGGUGGCGAAGCUGCUGCAACGGCUGCAACGCACCAUCGCGGUCAGGGUCAUCCGUGGUUAUCGCACCAUCUCCUUUGAGGCGGCGUGUGUACUGGCUGGGACGCCGCCUUGGGUUCUGGAAGCGGAGGCGCUCGCCGCUGACUAUAAGUGGCGGGCUGAACUUCGUGCCCGGGGCGUGGCGCGUCCCAGCCCCAGUGUGGUCAGAGCGCGGAGGGCCCAAUCUCGGCGGUCCGUGCUGGAGUCAUGGUCCAGACGGCUGGCUAAUCCUUCGGCUGGUCGUAGGACCGUCGAGGCGAUUCGCCCGGUCCUUGUGGAUUGGGUGAAUCGUGAGAGAGGACGCCUCACUUUCCGGCUCACGCAGGUGCUCACUGGGCAUGGUUGUUUCGGUGAGUUCCUGCACCGGAUCACAGCCGAGCCGACGGCAGAGUGCCACCAUUGUGGUUGCGACUUGGACACGGCAGAGCAUACGCUCGUCGCCUGCCCCGCAUGGGAGGGGUGGCGCCGUGUCCUCGUCACAAAAAUAGGAACCGACUUGUCGUUGUCGAGUGUUGUGGCAUCGAUGCUUGGCGACGACGAGUCGUGGAAGGCGAUGCUCGACUUCUGCGAGUGCACCAUCUCGCAGAAGGAGGCGGCGGGGCGCGUGAGAGACGCACAAUCCCGCCGCCGUCGAGCGGGGGCCAGGGAGGCGGAUUUCGCCCAAGCCCUGGCCCUCUAAGUGUUUCGGGUCCCCCUCACAUGUCGGUCUGGGGACCGGCGAGGGGGGCCUAAGAAGACGACGUGCAAGCUGCUCUGCACGCGUUUUACGCAAGAGCAUCCGGGUGAUGGAAGGCCGGCUAUCCUCGACCCACGCUGGUUCUGGCCCAGCGGGGUAUUCCGUAGGGUAACCCACUCUAACCGGCGCCAUCUAGGCGGGCUUCGGACAGUCUGCCGACCGAGAGGGCUGGUGGUCGUGGCGCCGACGACCCCCAGUCCGGCGUUCCGAGGGGGAGGGUGAUGGGAGAGAUGUGCUCCGCACUAAACGCUUCACUUUCCCCCCUUUGCCUUGUCAUGAGUUCUGUCUCAUGCGAGGUUUGGACGUUGGUUGUUGAGCGACAGGAGGUUUUAGUCAGUUCGACUCUGACAUACCCCGCCCAGUAUCCCCAGAAAAGGGCGGAAGUCCGGCGAUUUCCUCCUGACCAAAAAAAAAAAAAACGUGAAGCACAAUAUGCAUUUAUCUCACUCAUUCAUUUUUCUUUCAUUCGCUCAUCAAUUGAACGAUACAUGUCAUGAGACAAAUGAGCUGGUGAUCUAGUGAGCUACAACUGAGUUAAGGCGGGUACCAUCGGGAUCCGAGGCGAGUACCAAUUUUUCUAAUGAAUUACGUACUCAACAAAUGUUCACGAUUUACUUCCACGGUGAAGGAAUAACGUCGUGUAAUAAAAGUGAAACCCGCAAAAUUAUAAUUUGCGUAAUUACUGGAGGUAGGACCUCUUCUGAGUCCGCGCGGGUAGGUACCACCGCCCUGCCUAUUUCUGCCGUGAAGCAAUAAUGCGUUUCGGUUUGAAGGGUGGGGCAGCCAUUGUAACUAUACUGAGAUCUUAGAACUUAUAUCUCUAGGUGGGUGGCGCAUUUACGUUAUAGAUGUCCAUGGGCUCCAGUAAUUACUUAACACCAGGUGGGCUGUGAGCUCGUCCACCCAUCUAAGCAAUAAAAAAAUUAAAAAAAUAGUCGGAGCUAGUGUGAGUUAGUGAUUCAAUACAUUCUAUCGGGGUGAGUAAUCUAUAUCUUUAAUAUCAUUCACUCAGGAACAACAGGAACCACACAUCUUUAUUGAGUAGUAUGAUAUAUGUCAUUGUAAUGUCAAUUUCGUAUACCUGCUUAUUUGAUGAGUACCACACUAUUCAAAUGUAUAUGAAAGGUAUACAAUAAUUUUAUUGCUUACAUUUUACAGUGCUGAUAGAUGAAUAAAAAUUAUUAAAAUUACUUGAACGCCUUGAGAAAAAGGUUCUUAUUAAAUAUAACACGUAUGUCGGUAUCCAAUUGAAAUUCAGUUUUUCAAAUAAAAACAGUGUAAGGAUGUCGUUUUGGAACCCUGGUACUAAGAACGAAGAAGAUCUAUCUCAAUUAAUGCAUAUCUUUCCCAAGAAAGGAUAUAAAAAAAUAGGUCCUUUGACAAAGUUACAAAUAAUUAACGCUUUAGAUAAUGGUCAAUGCAAGAUGGAAAUCGCAAAAAAAUAUGGUGUGAAUCCCCAAACAAUAAGUAAUAUGUACAGGAAGAAAGAGUAUAUUUUACACAAGUACACACAGACAUACAGCACACUAGUACAAGAUGUACGUUCUGUAGACCUCGAUAAAGUUCUCUUUGAAUGGUUUAAAUCAGAAACUCAAAAUGGAAAUACUAUAAAUGAAGAGCAGUUGCAGAGUAAAGCAACAAAUCUAAGAAAUUAUUUUGGAUAAGAAUAUGCAGUCAACAUCAGUUAUGGAAGCAUAUCAAGCAAUGAGAAGACUUCUUUCUUAUAUUCAAGGAGAAGGUGCGGGUGAUACUUUAAUACAGAAAGCCAAACAGUUAGAGGAUCAACUUGAGUAUGGUACACUUAUGGAGCUACAUCAAAUAGCGGCAGACAGUAUAAAUGAAUAAAUAGUUAUUAUUUGUAUAAA
This is a messenger RNA of Bombyx mori (domestic silkworm), 3833 nucleotides long. Its product is annotated as retrovirus-related Pol polyprotein from type-1 retrotransposable element R1 4. Bases 1150 to 1911 code for a protein of 253 amino acids. The record is from RefSeq and is a predicted model, not a curated record. Lineage: Eukaryota; Metazoa; Arthropoda; Insecta; Lepidoptera; Bombycidae. The transcript has 2 exons.